CGUAUCCCCACCAGCUGCCCUGCCCCAUGCGGAAGUGGAUCGUCCUAUCUUCACUGAGCGGAUUUCACAGCGAUGUAUUAAUAGAAUGUAAAGAGUCUCAAACAUUAGGUCCUAGAUUGGACUCAUAAGAUCGAUAACAAAUUGGAUCAUGAGAGGUCAAGUAGAGCACGUGAACAUGAUUUUGACGGCGUGUUUGGCGGCUGUGUUUCUGAACUGUGCGGUCCAAGGCGCUAAGAAGAAGGACGGCGGAGACGACGAAUGGGUCCAUCUUCCGAACAAGUGUGAAGUGUGUAAGUUUGUCAGUAUAGAGAUGAAGUCAGCGUUUGAGGAGACAGGGAAGACCAAGGAAGUGAUUGACACCAACUACCGCUUCAUGGACACCAAGAACACGGCGCCCAUCAAAUAUGUCAAAUCUGACCUGCGCUUCAUCGAGGUGGUGGAGAACGUGUGUCAGCGUCUCAUGGAGUACAGUCUGCACAAGGAGCGCCAGGGCAGCAACCGCUUUGCCAAGGGUAUGUCAGAGACCUUCUCCACCCUUCAUGGGCUGGUGAAUAAGGGGGUGCAGGUUGUCAUGGAUAUUCCCUAUGAGCUCUGGAACGAGACGUCCGCCGAGGUCGCUGACCUCAAGAAACAGUGUGAUGUGAUGGUGGAGCGGUAUGAGGACGUGAUUGAGGACUGGUACAAGGGCACCCAGGAGGAGGAUCUGACCACCUACCUGUGUGAGAAACACGUUCUGCAAGAACAGGACCGAGCCUGCCUGGCGGAGGAGUGGAAGCCCGAGAAGAAGGGAGACCCGGCCGCCCUGGCGGAGGACAAGAAGAGGAAGAACAGGAAGGGAGCGAAGAAGGGGAAGGGCAAGGACAGCUCGGAGCGGGAGGCUCCCGCCAAGAAGAAGAAGGAGAAGAAGGAGAAGAAGGAGAAGAAGGGGAAGAAGAAGAGGAGCAAGGCGCCGGUGGACCGCGCGGAGGACAACGAGGGGGAGAGGCUGUUGUCCGAGCAAGGUGUCCAGGCCACGGAGCCUCUUCCAGGGCAGAAGACCGAGCUGUAAGCCUGUCUCCGGAGCAGUGCUCCGCUGCCACCACCAGCCUGUGUGUGAGGAGUGGUGUGUGAGGGUGGAGGUCGACCAGGCGGACGCAGUGUGGGCUCCACCUUUCAGGAUCAUUUGACAUCUUCUCUCAACUUCUCUUCCUUGUUGUUGUUUUUUUACCUUUUACAAAAAGAACAAAAAGAAAAAUAUUGUUUUUUUCUGUCAGUAUUUCCAUUUUUUUUUUUUACAAUUUCCUUAUUUUCUUUGCCAUUCAUUCUUUAAUAUCUUCUUUAAAGUGGCAGUCUCGGACAUCUCCAAAGAUUUUAUUUCAAAUAAAUGACGGUUGGAUCACUAUCUAGCGCCGAAUGAGGUAACACAAUGGUGAUGAGUCUACAUGUCCCACCGGUGAAAUACUAUGAAUGUUACGCACUGAGGGGACGUAGCGACGUUCUCUCAAUGCAUUCAAAUCCCAGGAGGCGUGUAGUGAGUGAUGUGUUUCCCACCCCCAGCAGAGGUUGGUUUACCAGGGAGUUUAGGCGGAGCUACCACAACAGACUCUCUCUUCAAUUCCCUAGUGUGUGGAGGGGUGGUGUUUUUAGCACCGAACAGAGAUGUUUGAGAUUGCAACUUGAGGAAGAAGACCCAGAUUGUGUGUUUUGUUCUCUGCUGUAAACUCGAACUCUGCUCUUAUCGUAAUGUGAAAUGUGUGUGUGUGUGUGUGUGUGUGUGUGUGUGUGUGUGUGUGUGUGUGUGUGUGUGUGUGUGUGUGUGUGUGUGUGUGUGUGUGUGCGCGUGUGUGCCCAAGGUACUGUGUGAUUGCUGAACUAUUUGCAUAUUUGUUUGUGUUUGUUUGGGCAUGUUUUAAUUUUUUUUUUCGUUUUGAGCUUCUGGCCCAGAUUACAUUUUUUAUGCAACAGUGAAGGAGUCAAGCGUUUUUCACAAAACAUCAUGAAGUCGUCACCCCUGGAAUCAUCGUCCCUCGCCAGAUUAACUAAGACAUCACACACCCUCCCUCUGCAAUAUCAUGGCCUGCUUUUCUACGACUACUACAUCCAAGGGAAUGUUUGAUAUAUGUGUUGAGGAUUUAGAAAUUCUAAGUAUUGAUCACCUGUUUGUGUUCAAGAAAUUAUUUCAUGAUUGAUUGUACAGCAGGCCAUGCUGCUUUUAUGUUGGUGUGUGUGUCGUGUUUUUGUAGCCAUAAAUGAUCCAAUGUAAUGCAAGAGUGUGUUAAUAAAGGUUGGGUUUCCGAUUUGAA
Molecule: messenger RNA, 2282 nt
Organism: Gadus morhua (Atlantic cod)
Lineage: Eukaryota; Metazoa; Chordata; Actinopteri; Gadiformes; Gadidae
Gene: cnpy3
Product: canopy FGF signaling regulator 3
Exons: 6
Coding region: 149-1048 (299 amino acids)
Source: RefSeq, a predicted model, not a curated record